Molecule: messenger RNA, 1458 nt
Organism: Colletotrichum siamense
Lineage: Eukaryota; Fungi; Ascomycota; Sordariomycetes; Glomerellales; Glomerellaceae
Exons: 6
Coding region: 1-1458 (485 amino acids)
Biological process (GO): transmembrane transport; metal ion transport
Cellular component (GO): membrane
Molecular function (GO): cobalt ion binding; magnesium ion transmembrane transporter activity; cobalt ion transmembrane transporter activity
Source: RefSeq, a predicted model, not a curated record
AUGGCAGCCCAUAGGCCAAGGAAAUCGCCCAUCAAGUUUCAUGACCUUGACCAGAAGGAUGUUUACGACAAGGCUGUGGGCGAGACGGAUAGUGAGAAGGCCCGUAACUUUGUUGUUGAGUUCAGCCAUCAGCAAGCCACCAUAGCCUUCGACCUGAGCGCAGAUGAUUUUCGCAUUCUUCUGGGUCACGAACCACCCGACGGGGUCAUACGGUGGAUCAACGUUUGGUCACCGAGUACACAGCGUCCAGCUAUUGAGUGCAUUGGUACUCGUUAUAGCUUUUCACCGCGACUUCAGGCUCUCAUGACGUCUGCUACGAAGGCAUCCAUGGCAGAAACUACGACUUCUGUCCAUCGUGUUAACCGCGCGGAUGUUGAAGCUGGAUCCUCAUCAACGGAGGCUAAGAGUGCUUCGCCAAAUGACGCCCGAAUACAGAUGUCGGAAGACAUUGAAAUCUAUCACCUAGUCAAGGAAACAAUGAACUAUACCUCCAUAGAUCAUGGAAAGCAAUUCCUUUGCAUUGGUGCAAACUGGCUACACCGUCGACCAAUCAACCCUAGACAUGCGGAAGACAAGGCAGGUUUGCUUCCGCCAAAACAUUGGUCAUGGCUCACGCUUUGUUCGAACUCCGUUGUCUUGUCAUUGCAUGAGACACCGCCAUAUGUCUACCCAGAAGAUGCGAAACUGGCAGAUGAAGAGUUGAGAGGCAUGCGGUCCAACACCAUGGCGGUGCUUCGCCAACUGUCCAAACAUGGUGUCGACGACUACAGCAACAAUGUCAUCACACUUAAAUCGAGAGAGAAAAUUCUUGCAAGCAAUAGUAGGAGAAGCAAGUUGAAGAGCGGUGAUGUUAUUCGACCCUUGCACACCCUCAGGAGGGAACUUCGCCAGCUUCAUCACCUGUUUGAGAGCUACAAGAGCCUCAUAAGGCGCAUCUGUAGACCUAGAUGCGGUGACGGCCACAAGCAAUGUCCCUGUGCUGCCUUUGAGUCACUAGGCGGCCUAUCGGAUGAAGUCAAGAUAUCUUCGUCAGCAAGGGGUCGCUUUGAACGACUCGAGGAUCGGUUGCAGUUGUUGAUGCUGAACACAAUGCACGAGUACUUGGAUGAGCUGGACGCUUUGUCAAAUACGUACUUCAACCUGACGGCUCAAAAGGACUCCCAGGCCACCGCCCGUCUGAGCAGGAGCGCCACCCUCCUUGCUAAGCUGAGCGUUUUCUUUCUGCCCAUAAGUUUCAUGACUAGCUACUUCUCCGUUGAGAUACCAGGCCUUGUAGAACACUACACACCCAAGAUGUACUGGAUCUGCUUCGCUAUCAUUGCUGGCCUUUCUUUCGUCAGCCUAUUUUUCUUUAGCCGCAUGUUGGAGUUUGUCAUCGACAUUCUUGAGGCGUGGACGGACUCUGUGACGAGCAGGUUUCUUGGAAUACGGGAACCUGUUGAAAGGAACGACGACUAA